This is a messenger RNA of Dromiciops gliroides (monito del monte), 4161 nucleotides long. Its product is annotated as tigger transposable element-derived protein 1-like. Gene Ontology annotation, cellular component: nucleus. The coding region runs from base 399 to 2171 and encodes 590 amino acids. Gene Ontology annotation, molecular function: DNA binding. The record is from RefSeq and is a predicted model, not a curated record. NCBI's taxonomy places the organism in Eukaryota, Metazoa, Chordata, Mammalia, Microbiotheria, Microbiotheriidae. The transcript has 2 exons.
GGUACGGGGCGCGGGAAGGCUCAAGGAGGUUGGACGCACGCGCGCUGGCGGGCCGCGAGCCGCCUGACGCUAGGCUUUCUGGGACAGGUAGUCUAACAGGGAUCAUCGAAUAAAGCGACCGAGCUGAGCCUACACUUCCCAGAAGCCCCGAGGCGGCGGCGGCGGGCCCGGGCCUGGUCCUCGCCAAGUGGGAUGGCGCUUUUAACCCACAUAUCUGCCUUGUCCGGACCCUCUUCUCCGCCCCCUUACUCCCGGGGCGCCCCAAUCCGCGGAGAGACACCAUUUUCCAACGGAGAGGGACGUGACGCACUGGAGCGGUGACUCCGCCCCACGCCGGCGUCUCCACGGCAACCGCCCCGCCUUCAGUCGGAGGUUUGCCCCCGUAGCGGCAUGGAGGAAUGAGGGGGUCGCGGCUGCAUGUGCGCGUGCGCAUGCCCUGCCGAGCUCGGAGGCCUGCUCGGGAGUCCGCAGAGGAGACCUGUCGAGGCCACCAGAAAGGGUGGGGGAAGGAAAGGCUUGGAGGCUCUCUGGGCCAACCGGGAUGGAGAAGGGGUCCAGCCCCAAGGCACCUGGGAAGAGGACCGCUCAGGGGCCCCAAGAGAGACCGGAAGUCGAUCACCCUGCAUGUCAAGCUCGAAGUACUGCGGCGCUUUGAGGAGGGCGAGAAGCUCACGCAGAUCGCCAAGACCCUGGGGCUGGCCACCUCCACAGUGGCCUCCAUCAGAGUCAACAGGGAGAAGAUCAAAGCCAAUUCUCAGGCGGCCACUCCCAUCAGCGCCACCCAGCUGACUCGGUGCCGAGGUGUGGUGAUGGGCAACAUGGAGAGGCUGCUGAGCCUGUGGAUCGAAGACCAGAAGCAGCAGCACUUGCCCAUCAAUACCAUGCUCAUCCAGGAGAAGGCCAAGAGCUUGUUCGAGGCCUUGAAGCGGGAGCAGGGGGAGAGUGCCCAGACAGAGACUUUUGGAGCGAGCAAUGGCUGGUUUGCCCGAUUCAAGGCGCGGCACAAUGUCCUCCUGACAGAUGAACCCGCUGUGGCAGAUACAGAAGCGGCUCGCAAGUAUCCCGACAUGCUGAGGAAGAUCAUCGAGGAUGGCGGGUACACGCCUCAGCAGGUUUUCAACAUCGACGAGACAGGGCUGUUUUGGAAGCGUUUACCCGAAAGGACGUUUGUGUCUCUGGAAGACAAGGCUGGGCCGGGCUUCAAGGCAUCUAAAGACCAUCUGACCCUGCUCCUCGGAGGCAAUGCUGCUGGGGAUUGUAAGCUGAAGCCCUUGCUUGUGUACCCUUCUGAAAAUCCCCGGGCUCUGAAGGGCUGCUCUAAGCCCAACCUGCCUGUGAUAUGGAGAUCCAACCGCAAUGACUGGGUGACCAUGAGCAUCUUUCAGGAGUGGUUCACCAACUUCUUCUGUCCUGCUGUGGAGAGACACUGUGCAGAAAACAACCUCCCCAACAAGGCCCUGCUGAUCCUGGACAGUGCCCCCUGCCACCCAGUGUACUUGGACGACCUCUCUGCCAAUGUGCGGGUGGAGUUUCUGCCCAAAAACACAUCAGCCUUGAUCCAGCCCAUGAACCAAGGGGUGAUCACCACCUUCAAGGCCUUUUACCUGAAGAGGACCCUCUGUCAGCUCAUCCAAGAGACCGACGGGGAAGAGAAGCCCACCAUCCGAGAAUUCUGGCGGAGCUAUAACAUCAUGACUGCUGUGGACAACAUCGCUGAGUCCUGGCAGGAGCUCAAGCCAUCCACCAUGAACGCCGUCUGGAAGAAGAUCUGGCCAGAGUGUGUGCUGGCCUCUGCCGAGGCUGAAGCCCUGCCGCAGAUCCAGCAGAACAUCGUGACGCUCGCCAGCCAUGGUGGCUUUGAGGGAGUGGCGGAGGACGAUGUUGUCCGCUUGCUUCAGUCUCAUGGGGAGGAUCUGUCGGGGACGGGGGAAGAGGAUGAGCUGUUGGGAAUGCCCUCCACAGGAGCAGGGCAGGACAGUGCCCUGGCUACCCCCCCGGAGCUGACCACAAAGCAUUUGGCAGAAGCCCUCUCCCACUUUGACAGAGGCUUGCAAAUCCUCACCGAUAACGAUCCCAAUCGGGAGCGGAGCCUGAAGGUGUGUAGAGAGGUGAACAACGUGAUUAGCUGCUAUCGGGAGCUGUACAGGGAGAAGAAAAGGGGUGCAAAAUAGAGAAGGGUCCCAGAGAAAGGACUUUCUGAGCCCCCUGGCUUCCUUGUUCUCCCUCUUUCCUUGGUACUGUCACUGUGUGGGUGCCUUCAGCCUUUGGUGAUCUGGUGGGUGGUCUUGGAGUUCUGCAGCCGGCCUUGGUGAGGAGCCUGAUCUUCAGAGAGACCAUCUACCCAUCCUUCGAGGUCUCCCAGUGCAGGAGGACCUUCCUGGCUUGUGCUCCACAGCCUCGGCCUCAGAGAGCCCAGAGCCUCUUCUGGGCAGGAUGCAGCAAGUAAAUCAAUAGGAGGGGUGUUAGAAAUCUGCUCAAGAUGGAGGAACAAACACCCACUGUGACCACUGGAUGUUGGGGAGGUUGGGAGCCUCUGUGGAGGGGACUGAGGCUGUGUCUCGUUCCAUAAACCACUUCAGACUUUGUUGUUAAGUAAAUAAACUCAUGUUUGGUUGACAAAUCUGGCUUCUGAGACUUGGCCCAUCCAUUUGCUGGGUCCCCAGGCCAGCAGAGAAAUGGCCCUAGGGGAGCUGAGGUUCUCUUUGGCUUCCCAAGGAAUUGGGAUGGGCGGAUGACCAGCUUCCUGAGGCCGCAGCUGUGUGUCAGACUCCAUAGUUGGCUUUGUGAGGCACAAGGAAAUGUUACAUGGGCUCUGUUCUCAGGAGCACCCAGUCUAAUGCAAAUAAUGAUGACCCCCACAAGGGAGAGAGGCAGCAAGACUCAAGGAAAACCUAGGACAGGGGGAGGACCGGGAGGCUUUGUGGAAGAGGUAAAGCCUUCAGAGAUGGAAGUGAGAGGGAGACCAUUGCAGAUAAAUGGCAUGGAUACCAAAUGUGCAGCUCAUAAGAUGGGGAGGUGUGGCACAACAAAAGAUUCAGGGGUUCUGAUGGCCUGUGAGCUCAGUGUGAGUCAGGAAUGUGAUCCAGCAGCCGAGAGCAUUGGCUUAUGGAGGGCCCAAUCUCUCGUUCUUCUUCCUUGGUUAGUCGGUCUCUGGGGGAGUGGCUUAGUUCAGGGCAUAAGGACGAGGACAGUAAAUGAGAGCCUCAUUCUUAGAGCCUCAAAGGCCUCCUUCCCUGUGAGGCUCAGCGGGAGAAUUGAAGCUUCACAAGUGAUAGACCUAUUCAGGAAGAAAGACACGAUGAGCAAUAGGCCAAUUUAGGGGCAGUCCAAAAGGGGAGACUGUCUCGGCUUCUGAAGUCCUUUCCAGCUUGAAAGUCAUGAGUCUCUUUCCCUUGGGCCCUCUUGCUUGUUUUGGGUUUGGUUUUUAUAUCACCCUAGUUUGCCCCAGUAUCAAGGGUUAAUGAACAGUGGUAGGGAUGGAGGGGGAAAUAACACUUCCAGACCCCAGUCUGUUAAAAAGCAGCCAUCCAAACGGCUUGGUACUGGUGAAAAAAGAGGGGUAAAUGAGUGGGAUAGACCAGGAAGGAGAGAAUUAAAAACAAGACAUUCCAGCCAGCAGAUUGCCAUGUAUGAUAGGCACAGACCUAGAUGUACACAUACACCUAGAGUCUACAUGUUUGUGUGUGUUAUACAUAGGUCCACACACAGAGACAUGUAUAUACACAUGUACAUAUAUAUGUCUCUAUGACGUGCUUUCAGUUCUUUUCCUCUUCCUCUCAGUUCUUAACUCCAUCCCUGCUGAGCUGUCUUGAUAUCCUGUUGCCAUGUCAACCUUGAUAUAUUCCAGACAGAAUUUCUUCACUAACUCGGAUUUCCUUCUCAGUCACAGUGUUGUCCUUGAUUCUUCCUUCUCUCCCAUAUUUAUUUUGUUGUUGUCUUGUCCACUCUACUUCCAUAAUAUCUUUUGACUGCAACCAUUUCUCACUAUCCCCAGUGCCAACCACAUGGAACAUAGCACAUGCACCAUGAAUGUUGGCUGAAUUCAGUUGAAUCUAGCACUUGUCUUUUGAAAUGAAUGGUUUUUAAUCAGCAAAAAUGAGCCUUGUCUCGUUCCUGCCUCCUUCCCCUGGAAUGAGAAAGCAAGGGGGGAAAAAUAAACAA